Messenger RNA from Gryllus bimaculatus (two-spotted cricket), 234 nucleotides. Lineage: Eukaryota; Metazoa; Arthropoda; Insecta; Orthoptera; Gryllidae. The record is from the annotation of a GenBank genome assembly.
AUGAAAUCGGACACUCUCACAAGCCCAUCCGACAGGCCGUUGGAAAGCGACCAAAGUCCGUCGCCGCUCGCGCACGUUUUCCCUGAGCGGAGCGGAACGGCGGCGGCGGCGGCGGCGGCUGCAGCGGCGGACUGCGGAGGUCGGCAGCGCGUCAGCGAAAUGCGGCAGCGGCGGCGCGGCGCGGCGCAGCGCAGCGGACACGCGAGGGCGCGGGGAAAGGAGAGAGUGGCGUAA